This is a messenger RNA of Aspergillus viridinutans, 639 nucleotides long. RefSeq lists its product as uncharacterized. The transcript has 3 exons. Bases 1 to 639 code for a protein of 212 amino acids. Lineage: Eukaryota; Fungi; Ascomycota; Eurotiomycetes; Eurotiales; Aspergillaceae. The record is from RefSeq and is a predicted model, not a curated record.
AUGCCGUCGUUCGCCAACGACCCGAAAACCAAUUUUUUCAUGCCAAUUUCCCAUAUUUAUGAUCCUAUCCAGACCUCUAACGACAGUGCCUUUGAUCCCGGUUUGUUUGCUUUCCUCGAAGCAACCAAUGGCGACGGAGAUGCCAAUUCAAUUCCACUGUCCCCGUCGAUGAUGGGCAUCCCUUGGCCCAGCAAGUUUCCUGGCUGCCGUCAAUGCAAGCACUGGGAAACCGCACAACGUAUGACGAAAGAGCUUCUCUAUGCUAUCUAUCAGAACUACAAACAGGAACCACAAGAUGACGGCAAACUCCCCGUCGAUUUGCAGAGAACUUCUACCGAUAAACGAUCACUCAAAGAGAAUGAGCUGAUAGCCACGGCCGUCAAAUCGACGGUUUACAUGUUUCCCGAUGCCAGUCCCGUCAGAGCGGGAAUGAUAGCGCAGUCUAUGCUGCUUAUCUUCUUGCACGAUGACGUCGUCGAAGAGUCACCUGUAGACGCAGAAUUCAAAAGAUUGAAGCUGUCGGGCGAGUUGUCGGACGGUCAGCAACGGUUCAUAGAAGCGGGGACUCUGUGUCUUGUUGGACACAUCUUUUACUCGGCCACAUCUGGUCGAUAUGGGGGUGCACGUGCUGCUCUUUAA